Plasmodium vivax (malaria parasite P. vivax) is the source of this 1528-nucleotide messenger RNA. RefSeq lists its product as hypothetical. NCBI's taxonomy places the organism in Eukaryota, Apicomplexa, Aconoidasida, Haemosporida, Plasmodiidae. Gene Ontology annotation, cellular component: phagophore assembly site membrane; extrinsic component of membrane; cytosol. Gene Ontology annotation, biological process: protein lipidation; nucleophagy; autophagy of mitochondrion. The record is from RefSeq and is a predicted model, not a curated record. The transcript is spliced from 2 exons. Gene Ontology annotation, molecular function: phosphatidylinositol-3-phosphate binding; phosphatidylinositol-3,5-bisphosphate binding; protein binding. Bases 386 to 1528 code for a protein of 380 amino acids.
CUUCUUUUAUUGCAGUAGAAGAGGCACUGUAAGCAAUAUAUGUUUGUUAAUCUUUUAGCUUUAGGCUUCUCUCCCUCCUCCUCUGUCGAUGCCUGGUGUACUUAUGUGCCACCAUAUGUAUUUGCGCGCAUAAGCCUUUCACGCAUGUUGGUUUUUUGCGCGUAUUGGUCUGUACUCGAAUUGGCCACUGCCCCUAUAAGGCUGCCACCCACACGGACGGCACGGUAAAAACUGCCUCUGCGCCUACCUGUUGUAGAUGCAUAUACGCGUAGGUUACUUUGUCGAUAGAUGCCACGCGCACGUUCUAUGUUCCCGCCAUUACUGUUCAAUUUUUUUGUAAAAAAAACAGCAAAACAGCGAAGCAGCGAAACGGCGAAACAGCAAAAUGGUGUCGUUGAGAUUAGAUAAUAACAGAUAUAUAGCGUUUAAUCAGGACUAUGGCUGCCUGUGUAUGGCCAAUGAGAAGGGGUUUAAGAUUUACAACACGAAUCCGUUUACGCAGACGUAUAGUAGAGACCUAACCGACCGGAAUAAGAACGGACUGUACCUCGCCGAGAUGCUGUACCGAUGCAACAUCCUGGCCAUUACAGGGAACAAAAAUGAUAAGAAGGGAAAGUGGGCGAAAAACGUGUUAAUAAUUUGGGAUGAUAGACAAAUGAGAGAAAUAGCCAAAUUAACAUUUUCCUCCAACAUUAUAGGAGUGAGGCUACUAAGAGAAAUCAUUGUGGUCAUUUUGGAAUAUAAAUUAUGUAUAUACAGACUGAAGGAUAUUAUUCUUUUGGAAACUUUAAAUACAUCAAAAAAUGUCUCAGGGCUAUGUUGCUUGUCUAAUAUAGAUAAAAAUAUUAUCAUAGCUUAUUUGUCCCCCAUAAAGGGUCGAGUGAAUAUACAUAUCUUCGAAAUAAAUUCCAGUGAAAAUAUUCAUGAAGAAUUACCUUAUAUAAAUUUUAAGACAAAUUUGAGUAUAUAUGCUCAUGACAAUUCAGUAGCAUGUAUUAACUUAAGUAAUGAUGGUAAAUUACUAGUUACGUCAUCCACCAAGGGGACCAUCAUCAGACUGUUUAAUACUUUUGAUGGGACUCUACUAAAUGAAUUCAGGAGGGGAACAAAAAAUGCGAAAAUUCUCUCCCUGAAUAUUAGUGAAGAUAACAACUGGCUUUGCUUAACGUCUAGUACAAACACAGUACAUGUAUUUUCUAUAUACAAAAAAAAAAGGCCUUUACGGAAAGUUGAUAUUAUAUGUAAGGGCAAGAAUUUAUCCCCCCCAGCGUUACUCAAUUAUGAAAAAGAGUCCAAAAAUAAAAAAUCCAAUUUGAAAUGUCUCUUACCAUGUCAUCCGUAUUUGAAUAGUGAGUGGAGUUUCGCAACGUACAAAAUCCCGGGCAAAAAAAUUUCCUCCAUUUGUGCCUUUGUGAAUGACCAAAAUUGUAUCAUCGUUAUUUGCUCCAAUGGCAUAAUUUACAAGUUGCGCUUUAACGAGCAUAUUGGGGGAGACAUGUUUAAGAUUUCGUCACACAGCUUUGACUAA